GAACAGAAGGCGAGCAGCCAGUCAGUCAGCCAGUCUGCGGUGACACCAACUGAAAACCGUCUGUGUUAUGGAUAUUUUAUUCUCGUUCUGCCGUCGGAUGUGGUGAAAACGCAAGCGCUGCCGUUUGCCAUAAACAUGAGUUCUCAUGUUAUCAGCCCUGGACCGUACCGAGCCACAAAACUGUGGAAUGAAGUCACUCGUCUCUUUAGAGGUGGCAUGCCCCUAAGGAAACAUCGCCAAAACUUCCGCAACCAUGCCUCAUGCUUCACGGCUUCUGCUGCCGUGGAAUGGCUACAUCAGCUCCUCUGCAGCAACAGCAACUUUGGCCCCGAUGUCACCAGGCAACAGACCUUGCAGCUCCUGAAGAAGUUUCUGAAGAACCAUGUUAUUGAAGAUGUGAAGGGUCGCUGGGGCUCGGAGGAUCUCGAGGACAACAACUCGCUGUACAGAUUCCCUUCCACUUCUCCCCUAAAACCCAUUCCCCGUUCAGCCACAACCUCAACCUCCAGCUCCAUAAAGAAACGACCUUCCCUAAAGGACUUCAGGUUUAGGGGUGUGAAAAAACAUGAAAAGGAGACACUGGAAAAUGUUGAUCCUGCCCUCCAAGCAGAAGGAAAUCAGCUUAUAGGAGACCAGCAGGCGCCAAGACGAGAGCUGACAAUGGAUGACGAACAGGAAAUCUGGAGGGACAUCACCCUAACCCACCUGCAGAGGAUUCUGGGUCUUGCGUCGCUUGAUGAGGUUUUAAACCAGCGUUACAUUAAUCCACAGAACAUCAUUCAUAACAUGACCAAAGUCAACAAGCAUGGAGUGGUCACGAUGGACGACAAGACCAAUGACCUUCCACACUGGGUUUUGUCUGCCAUGAAGAGUUUGGCCAACUGGCCAAAGUACGACAGCGCACAGCCGUCUUAUCCCGGCUUUGAGAGAGAUGUCUUCAAAACGGUGUCCGAUUACUUCUACAGCCUCCCACAGCCGUUACUCACAUACGAACUGUACGAACUGUUUAUCAACAUCCUGGUGUUUUGUGGGUACGUUGCGACGCCCACUACGCACCAACGUGGGAAACGCAAGAAGUCUGACCUGCCCUCAGUCCCUCCCCCAGCCAAGACGUCUUUUCGCUCCACAGAGUGUCUCCUCCUGUCUCUUCUCCAUCAGGGGACAUGUGAUGAAACAGAAUCUCCCAUGAGAGAUGUGCUUGGCGGGAAACUGCAGUCACGGCUGGAGGCACUGAGAGGAGGUGGUGCGGGUGACGCUCAGUUUGGUGGCAGCCUCAUGAGCCUGAGUACUGCUGUUUCCAUGAAACCUCAAUCCAGAAGUUGCUCACUAGAAACCAUCCUGGAUGACAGUCCCCCUCUCAGACGACAGCCACUAUUUCUGUCCAGUGACAGCCUGGCAUUCUGCACCUUCAACAGCAGGAGCCAGGACGACAGUCCUGCAGUCAUAACACCCCCCUGUCAUUCAGACUUUUUAUCUAUAUCCAAAGCAUCUGCUGUGGCCUGUGGAAAUGCUCCAGGAAGUACAACUAGAAAUAGACUAUCUGUAGUUUCCACAGCUGGACUGUCCUCCACAAAGAGGUUGCAUCCCUUGCGGCCGCACAGCGUAGGCAGCUGUCUGGACAUUGUGGUAGAAGCCAGGGAAGAAGAAGCAAAAGAAACCACCUGGCAGGGCCGAACAACCAGCUGCCUGAAUGUUAACACUCCGGCAGACUCGCGUCUCUCCUCCUCAGCUUCACGUCCCUGCUUGGUGCCCUCCUAUCUACCCUCUUCUUCUUCCCAUCAUCCUUUCUCCUCCUUGUCUUCAACUGCUGUGGCCAAAGCACAAGGGUCUUAUGCUGCUAUAGGACCCAACGGGCCCAGACCCGCCUCCAGUACUUCUAAUAUCUGGAUGCCUCCCGCUCCUGCUGUUAUCCGGCGCUGCCUCAGCUCUCUGGACGUGUGCAAGCCUUCUCGUCCUGUGUCACUGUUCAAACGCCCUGUCUGUGUGCCCAGCAGCAGCGCACACCCCCCUCAGCCUAAACCUGAGCACAGCCUCAUCCAGCCUCAGUGUGAGCGUGUAGCCAUCGAGGCUCUGCAGCUUUGCACCCUCCUCCUGCCUCCUGCCUCCCGCAGGAAGCUGCAGCUCCUCAUGAGGAUGAUGUCACGCAUCAGUCAGAAUGUGGACAUGCCUCGCCUCCACCCUGCCAUCGGCACCCGAAUAUUGAUGGUCCACACCUUCUCAGGCUGUGUCCUGGGCAGUGCUGAGGAGUGUGAUUUGGAUGAGCUGUUGGCCACCAGGCUGGUGUCUUUUCUGAUGGACCAUCAGCAGAGCAUCCUCUCAGUUCCAGAGUACCUGUUCAGUGCCAUCAAUGACCACAUUCAGUAUCUUCGCACAGCACAGGUUCCCAUUGAGAGCCUCACUAACCUUGAUGGUGACGAUCCAAUAUACGCUCCAGUGCCCGUGUUCGCUUUCUGCCGUCAGAUUAGCGGGGCUGAGUUUGAACAGCAGAAGCAGACGUCUUCUCACGAGGCCAUGGAGGAGUUACUGGAGAUCAUGCUGACUGACCAAAACAUCAGUGAGAAAAACAGACGCAAGAAACUGAAGCAGUUUCAGAAGCAGUAUCCAGACAUCUACAGUCGUCGUUUUCCCCCAUCAGACAGAGAGAACAAGACCGACAACAAACCAAAGAUUAAACCCGCACUCCUUAACAUCAAGAAGACCAAAGCGUUCAGCAUCAGGAACUGAACUGACAUGGUUUCAGCAGUGUGACAUCAUCGCUGCACUGAUGCUGCGCUCUUUGCAGCCAUUUUUUUUACAUUGUUACAUUGGAAACACUGUUAUUCCUAUUGGAUUGGGAUUUUAUGAGAGCUAAUGCAGGCUGGGAGACGUCUGCGGUGGUAAACGUGUGUAUUUGUGUGUGGGUUGACAGCUGAGUAAGAUGAAGGCAAACGAACAGACUGUAGUUAUUGCGUUCACUACAGCAUGUUUUUAUUUUUGUACCAAAUUUCUUUUAGAGCGCUGAAUUUUAUGUGCAUCCUUCCUUCUCUAUUGUUAGUUAACACUGAUGUGUCUCUGUGUGGUGUGUGUGCGUGUAUUGCAAAGUCUUGGAUCACUGGUCCACAAGGGGAUAAAUCGAUUAAUAAUUAAUUUAUGAUGUAAUUUGGGAGAAGUGCUAGAAAUGUUUUUUCUUAACUUUGUUUUUAAACGUAUAUAUACUUGACUAAGUGUUUUCUAUUAUAGAUUGUAGGUACUAUAACGGGCUUUUCUAGAUUUUUGGGCACUGUGAAUGGCCAGUGAGCUAAUGUCAAUCAAAAGACGGUUAAUUUAUACUUAUUUAAUUCCUAUUUGACUCCAAAACAAAGUUGUCGACACACACUAGUCAUAUUUUCUUCCCACAGUUCAAAAACAUGCAGAUUUGGGUAUUAGGCAAAUUGGAGACUCUAAAUUUACCGUAGGUGUGAGAGUGGAUGGUUGUUUUUCCUCUGUGGCCCUUUAGGGUGUAACCCUGCCUUUUGCCCUAUGUCAGCUGGUAUUAACACCAGCAACCCUCAUGUGGAGGAUAAAAUGAUAGAAAAUGAUCUGGUAUUUUUGUGGCAUCUACAACAUCAAUCAUUUAAACUCUGCAGUAUUUGCUGUUUUUUUUGUGCUUCUAGUGAGAGGGUUGAUGUCAAAGGUCGGUUGUGAAAGAAAGAAUCUCCCUUUUCCAAGUUCAUCAGGGAACUUUGGUGGUCUUCGCAUACCAGAAAGGACGCCCCUCUUCUUGGUUUGCAUAGUAAGCUUUCCAAAAACAUGCCUUACACACACACUGUUGCUGGUUUUUCUGUUCAAAACAAGAUGGUGGCAGCAAAAAGGUUAAUUCUAAGGUUACACAAACCAAACCUGUUUUAUUUUAGAGCAAUGGCACACCUAUUCAAACAUACAUGUGCGCAGCAGAUUUAAUUUCUCCCAUCAAAUACUCCCACUCACCCGGUAGACCUUUUUAUAUUCACUGAUGGAUUUUAAGUAACGGUGAUUUUCAGAAGCCAUCAUGUCAAUUUUGUGAGGAAAAAAACGGAACAAAAACAUUUUUUUUUUUAUUUCUCCUGGGAUAUAUGAAGUAUCGUUUCUAAUCUGAUAAACAUGUUUGUCUAUACCUCAGAUUCAGUGUAAGUGUAUUUGUAACCAUAUAUAUGCUCCGCGGACAGUGACAUGUACAGAGAAAUGUACAGUAUAUCACACGCCUACAUUGUUUACUAUGCAAAGUCCUGGGAAUAAACCUGUUCAGCUGUUUUUAUUUA
This is a messenger RNA of Solea solea (common sole), 4256 nucleotides long. It is a transcript of the gene depdc1, whose product is annotated as DEP domain containing 1a. The record is from RefSeq and is a predicted model, not a curated record. The transcript is spliced from 12 exons. Gene Ontology annotation, biological process: intracellular signal transduction. The coding region runs from base 136 to 2724 and encodes 862 amino acids. Lineage: Eukaryota; Metazoa; Chordata; Actinopteri; Pleuronectiformes; Soleidae.